CUCCGGUAGCGCACCGGCCUGCAGCUCGCGCUUAAGUGCGACCAAAGUGUGUGUGAGUGUGUGUGCGUGACGAGUGCGGUACAACAGUGCGGACGACGCCGUCCUCUCACAAACGGAUACCAUGGAUACCCACUCGCUGCGGAUGCUCCUGCUGGCCGUGGCGGUGGUGCUCGCCGUGCUCCAGGCCGACCGCGCCGACGCGUUCGAGAGCGUAGCGGACGUGCCCUGCGGCUACCAGUGGGGUCGCGGGGGCGGCGGCGCCCGCGGGGCGCGGAGGAUCGGCGGCGGGGCGGCGCUCCGGAUCGCGGCCGUGGCGUUGACGGCGUCCCCGCGGAUCGUCGGCGGCCAGACGGCCCUCCGGGGCGAGUACCCGUGGCUCGUGUCCAUCACUAAGGGCGGCGGACACUUCUGCGGGGGCACCCUCCUCAACAAGCGCUGGGUCCUCACUGCGGCGCACUGCCUCUGCAGGUAA
Frankliniella occidentalis (western flower thrips) is the source of this 472-nucleotide messenger RNA. Its product is annotated as prostasin-like. The record is from RefSeq and is a predicted model, not a curated record. The transcript is spliced from 2 exons. Gene Ontology annotation, biological process: proteolysis. Gene Ontology annotation, molecular function: serine-type endopeptidase activity. Lineage: Eukaryota; Metazoa; Arthropoda; Insecta; Thysanoptera; Thripidae. The coding region runs from base 122 to 472 and encodes 116 amino acids.